Molecule: messenger RNA, 1781 nt
Organism: Bactrocera latifrons
Lineage: Eukaryota; Metazoa; Arthropoda; Insecta; Diptera; Tephritidae
Product: cysteine and histidine-rich protein 1 homolog
Exons: 9
Coding region: 432-1769 (445 amino acids)
Cellular component (GO): nucleus
Source: RefSeq, a predicted model, not a curated record
UUCGCUCGAUAAACAUAUAUUUAACAACGGUUCGGUAUAUUAACACUGUUCCCAACAAAGAAAAAAAUAGCUACAAUUCCAUUUGUUUUCAAUCAAUCUAUUAUUUUUGGAAUUGGAAGAAUUGAAAAUUAUCAAACGGGAAAGUUUACGUAAAAAGCGCAUUGUUAUAUAGAAGCGAUCAAAUUAAGUAUUUUUAUAAGCAAAAUUUGAAGCAAUACUGAAUAAAUAAAUUCACCAGCAAAGAAAAAAUUGAUACAUCGUAAAACCGAAAAAUCGAUUUAAGGGGGAUAAAUAGGAGGAGUACAAUCGCGUAUAUACUAGGCGAAAUAUUGGUUGAGGAAGCUCAGAAUUGUAUUUCGUGCAUCAAUAAUAAAAAAAAAACCGAUUUUGCUGAAAAAUAUUAAACUUAAACCGCAGUUUAGAUUAUUAAAAUGGCUGACGUUGAAUCAAGUGCUGUCGUGCAGCAACCACCUACAAACGCUAAUAACAUGAACCUAAAUUCUAUCCCUCUAUUGGCAUCCUCUGAGUUACUCGGUGAAAAUAAUAGUGCCCAAGUAAGUCUCCAACAACAAUCACAGCCUAUUGCUGGUGCUAUUGGUGGAGGAAAUGGUGGUAGCGCUGGAACUUCCUCGAAUUCGGUCAGCAAUGCCAGCUCUAUAGCAUUGGAUGUUGCUUCUAGUGAAAAUUCAAGUCUGGUCAAUAGUGGAGUGAUUGGAAGUGGAGUAGGUGGUGGCAAUCCAUCAAGUGUUGGUGGGGGUAAAAUAGACUCUGGUGAGCCACCAUCUAAGAAACAAAUGCUCGACCAUCCGAGCACAUCUGCGGGUAGUGGGAAUAGUGCUUCGCAACAUGAAAAACUCGAGUACCGUCUGGGAGGGAUUUUAUGUUGUGCUGUUUGCUUGGAUUUGCCUAAGACAGCAAUGUAUCAGUGUCAAAUGGGACAUUUAAUGUGUGCUGCUUGUUUUACACAUUUACUCGCAGAUGGACGUUUGCGUGAUCAAAUUGCCACCUGUCCAAACUGUCGUGUGGAGAUUUCGAAGAGCACAGCAUCACGCAAUUUGGCCGUGGAGAAAGCCGCCUCUGAGUUGCCCAGCGAAUGUCAAUUUUGCAACAAAGAGUUCCCAUAUAAGUCGCUAGAUCGCCAUGAACAAUAUGAAUGCCAAGAACGGCCAACAAAUUGCAAAUAUUCACGAAUUGGUUGUCAAUGGCGUGGACCGAAUCAUGAAACUAACGAACAUGAGCGCAACUGCUUGCAUCCCACCAAAUCUGGUUAUGAAGUAAUGGCUGCACUGGAAGCACACGACGCUAGAAUUAAAGAGGAAAAGAAAAUGUUUAAUACAUUAAUCGAUUUGUUGAGUUAUGAGAAAAUUAUAUUUAACGAUUUGCAAAUGAAACCGUAUCGUACCGAUGAAUAUGUACACAAAUUGUUUUAUGAGACAGCUAGAUUUACGGCAUUCAACCAGCAGUGGGUGGUGAAGGCUCGCAUUAAUAAUAGCCAACGUGAUCCACAUCAAUCCAAUGAGCGCACCAUAACCUAUCAGCUUAUCUUGAAAACAAAAACCACCACACCAAUGAGUAUUCACUUUUUUGCUUUAAAAGGGCCUUUUUCUGAUAUGAAAGUGUCCACUCAAAUUUACAAGCAUGAAUUCACGGAACAAAGCAGCGAAAGUGAUUACUACAUAUUGCCACUGCCGGAUAGCUCCGAAUGCAAUAGGCUCUUAUCCAAUAAAGGAAUCAAUUUCCGCCUUUUGAUGUUUUUAUUGAAUAAAUAAAUGUUUUAUUGG